AUGUACACAUGCUGCAUGAUCUCCAUCAUACAAGCAUCCCUCCACCACACUCACCAUACUACACCUCCACCACACCCCUUCCUCCACCACGCCCACUCUGCCAUCCCUCCACCACACUCACCAUACUACACCUCCACCACACCCUUCCUCCACCACGCCCACUCUGCCAUCCCUCCACCACACUCACCAUACUACACCUCCACCACACCCUUCCUCCACCACGCCCAUUCUGCCAUCCCUCCACCACACUCUCGCUGGGAAAGACAUGGUUUUGAUGUCAAAUCUUUAGGAGAGCUCAAUAAAAAUCCUUGA
Molecule: messenger RNA, 312 nt
Organism: Penaeus indicus
Lineage: Eukaryota; Metazoa; Arthropoda; Malacostraca; Decapoda; Penaeidae
Exons: 2
Coding region: 1-312 (103 amino acids)
Source: RefSeq, a predicted model, not a curated record